UCUGUCCCCGCCCCAGCAGCUCAGUCAAUCCAACCUGAAGAGAAGGCGAGUCAACGGCUAAAAAUAUAAUAGCUAACACAAGAUGGCCGGUCUGCCUCGUAGGAUUGUAAAGGAAACGCAGCGGUUGAUGGCAGAGCCUGUUCCAGGGAUCACUGCUACGCCUGAUGAAGGGAAUGCACGCUACUUCCAUGUGUUCAUUGCAGGGCCUCAAGAUUCUCCCUUUGAAGGAGGCACAUUUAAACUUGAACUAUUUCUUCCAGAAGAGUAUCCCAUGGCAGCUCCCAAAGUGCGAUUCAUGACCAAAAUCUAUCACCCCAAUGUUGACAAACUGGGAAGAAUAUGUUUAGACAUUUUGAAAGACAAGUGGUCUCCAGCCCUGCAGAUCCGUACAGUGUUGCUAUCUAUCCAGGCAUUAUUAAGUGCUCCCAAUCCAGAUGAUCCACUGGCAAAUGAUGUUGCAGAGCAGUGGAAGAAAAAUGAAAGCCAAGCCAUUGAGACAGCCCGAACAUGGACCAGGCUCUACGCAGGCAACAGUGAAGUAUAGAAGAAGAGAAUCGAGGCGUCUGAAUGUGAUCCACAAAAUAUACUCCUAUUCUGUCAUUUGAAUUUAACGGACACAAAAAAGAGAAAAAAAAUAUUAUAAGUCCAAAUCUAUCUGAAAGAAAUGACAUGAGCAGCAGACCUCUGGGUGACAUAUGUUAAGACGCGUUAAAUGUGUGUUAGCCUUUUUUUCUUUUUUCUUUCUUUUGUUUUUUUUUUGUUUGUUUGUUUGUUUUCUUUCCCCUGUGUUGCUAUUUAAAUGCAUGGACAGAGAAUGAGACCCUCCCCAUUACAGUCUUAAAACUCACAAUACAAUGUGUUGUCUUUAACCAGGCACAUGCUGGUACGUUUGCAAAGUGUACAUGCAUUAAAGCUGUCAUUCUUUUAACACAUGCA
Molecule: messenger RNA, 936 nt
Organism: Pelmatolapia mariae (spotted tilapia)
Lineage: Eukaryota; Metazoa; Chordata; Actinopteri; Cichliformes; Cichlidae
Gene: ube2nb
Product: ubiquitin-conjugating enzyme E2Nb
Exons: 4
Coding region: 83-544 (153 amino acids)
Biological process (GO): protein K63-linked ubiquitination; DNA damage tolerance
Cellular component (GO): nucleus
Molecular function (GO): ubiquitin conjugating enzyme activity
Source: RefSeq, a predicted model, not a curated record